AACCAAAAUGUUGUGCAGCAACUGCAAGCCACCGCCAUCUCACUCUCCGACCAGCCCACCGCUUGUCUCGAGACAGCUGUCGAGAACUCCAAGCAGAAAAGCAUCCCCGUGUGGGAGCACCUGCUCGGUGCAUUCGAGUUGAAUACGUCACCACCCACCGCGACAAUACCUUGCGGAACAUCGACCGCGGCGCCACCGAGGGCGAGACUACACCAGAUGGCUAAGGGACACGUCUAG
Bipolaris victoriae FI3 is the source of this 237-nucleotide messenger RNA. RefSeq lists its product as hypothetical. The record is from RefSeq and is a predicted model, not a curated record. The transcript has a single exon. NCBI's taxonomy places the organism in Eukaryota, Fungi, Ascomycota, Dothideomycetes, Pleosporales, Pleosporaceae. The annotation marks the transcript as partial.